Globicephala melas (long-finned pilot whale) is the source of this 11243-nucleotide messenger RNA. It is a transcript of the gene MAP3K2, whose product is annotated as mitogen-activated protein kinase kinase kinase 2. NCBI's taxonomy places the organism in Eukaryota, Metazoa, Chordata, Mammalia, Artiodactyla, Delphinidae. Gene Ontology annotation, biological process: cellular response to stress; protein phosphorylation. Gene Ontology annotation, molecular function: ATP binding; protein binding; MAP kinase kinase kinase activity. The record is from RefSeq and is a predicted model, not a curated record.
AGCCGCGGAGUCGCCGCUCCCGCCCCUUCUCCGGCUUCGGCGGCGCCCGGCCGCGGCUUCCUCCUUUCCUACCCAGCUUCCCGCGGGCCUUCUGGCCGCGGCGGCGAGAAGCACCGAGGGGCUCCGAGAGGCUCCGGCCGGCCGCCACGGUCCACGCGCCCGGCCCGGGCUCCAUGUGAAGGAAGGACGGGCCUGGUCCCCCGACUCGCGCCCGACUCCUCGUGCGCCCCUCCGGCUCCCGGGGGCCCGCAGCCUCCCCCGACCGGGGGGCGCGGUGACAGGCCGCGCGGGGGCGGAGGGGUGGGCCUGCGGCUCCCUAUGUCCCGGCGGAGCGGCCGGCAAUAGAGAAUGCUGAUGAGAGAACCAUUUCCCUAAUUUUCAAAUAGUCAAGCUGGUUGCCAUGAUGGAUGAUCAGCAAGCUUUGAAGUCAAUCAUGCAAGAUUUGGCUGUUCUUCAUAAGGCCAGUCGACCAGCAUUAUCCUUACAGGAAACCAGAAAAGCAAAAUCCUUAUCACCAAAAAAGCAGAAUGAUGUCCGAGUCAAAUUUGAACACAGAGGAGAAAAAAGAAUCCUUCAGUUUCCCAGACCAGUUAAACUGGAAGAUCUGAGGUCUAAAGCUAAAAUUGCCUUUGGACAGUCUAUGGACCUACAUUAUACCAAUAAUGAGUUGGUGAUUCCAUUAACCACCCAAGAUGACUUGGACAAAGCUGUGGAACUGCUGGAUCGUAGUAUUCAUAUGAAGAGCCUCAAAAUAUUACUUGUAAUAAAUGGAAGUACACAGGCUACUAAUUUAGAGCCAUUGCCAUCACUAGAAGAUUUGGAUAACACAGUAUUUGGAGCAGAGAGGAAAAAAAGACUUUCUAUAGUAGGUCCCACUAGUAGAGAUAGAAGCUCCCCUCCCCCUGGAUACAUUCCAGAUGAAUUACACCAGGUUGCCCGGAAUGGGUCAUUUACCAGUAUCAACAGUGAAGGAGAGUUCAUUCCAGAGAGCAUGGACCAAAUGCUGGACCCAUUAUCUUUAAGCAGCCCUGAAAAUUCUGGCUCAGGAAGUUGUCCAUCACUUGAUAGCCCUCUGGAUGGAGAGAGCUAUCCAAAAUCACGAAUGCCUAGGGCCCAGAGCUACCCAGAUAAUCAUCAGGAAUUUUCAGACUAUGAUAACCCUAUCUUUGAGAAAUUUGGAAAAGGAGGAACAUAUCCAAGAAGGUAUCAUGUUUCAUAUCAUCAUCAAGACUAUAAUGAUGGUCGUAAAACUUUUCCAAGAGCUAGAAGGACCCAGGGGACCAGCUUCCGGUCUCCUGUGAGUUUCAGUCCUACAGACCACUCCUUAAGCACUAGUAGUGGAAGCAGUAUCUUUACCCCAGAGUAUGAUGAGAGUCGAAUAAGAAGAAGGGGAAGUGACAUAGACAAUCCUACUUUGACUGUAAUGGACAUCAGCCCACCCAGCCGCUCACCUCGUGCUCCAACCAACUGGAGAUUGGGCAAGCUGCUUGGCCAGGGAGCCUUUGGCAGGGUCUACCUCUGUUAUGAUGUUGAUACAGGAAGAGAAUUGGCUGUUAAGCAAGUUCAGUUUGACCCAGAUAGCCCUGAGACCAGCAAGGAAGUAAAUGCACUUGAGUGUGAAAUUCAGUUGUUGAAAAACUUGCUGCAUGAGCGAAUUGUUCAGUAUUAUGGCUGUUUGAGGGAUCCCCAAGAAAAAACACUUUCCAUAUUUAUGGAAUAUAUGCCAGGGGGUUCAAUUAAGGACCAACUAAAAGCAUAUGGAGCUCUUACUGAGAAUGUGACUAGGAAAUACACCCGUCAGAUUCUGGAGGGAGUCCAUUAUUUGCACAGUAAUAUGAUUGUUCAUAGAGAUAUAAAAGGCGCAAAUAUCCUGCGAGAUUCAACAGGCAACGUCAAACUAGGAGAUUUUGGGGCCAGCAAGCGGCUUCAAACCAUCUGUCUUUCGGGGACAGGAAUGAAGUCUGUCACAGGCACACCGUACUGGAUGAGCCCUGAAGUGAUUAGUGGAGAAGGCUAUGGCAGAAAAGCAGAUAUCUGGAGCGUGGGCUGUACUGUGGUGGAAAUGCUAACGGAAAAGCCUCCUUGGGCAGAAUUUGAAGCAAUGGCUGCCAUCUUUAAAAUCGCCACUCAGCCGACGAACCCUAAGCUGCCACCCCAUGUCUCAGACCAUACUCGAGAUUUCCUCAAACGGAUCUUUGUAGAGGCCAAACUGAGACCUUCCGCUGAUGAACUUUUAAGGCACAUGUUUGUGCACUAUCACUAGCAGCCAGUAACCUCUCCUGUGCCUCUACCCAGCUCCCAUCUAUUCAUUCACCUUCUCUCUGACUGCACUUUUCUUUUUUAUAAAAAAGAGAGAUGGGGGAGAAAACAAAGACAAGAGGGAAAGUGUUUCUCUUGAUUCUUGGUUAAAUUUGAUUAAUAAUAAUAGUAUCCUGAAGUUUUUAUAUUUAAUCUUUUUUUCCCUUACAAGAACUUGAAACUUUUUUUUUUUAAAUUUUUAUAAUGUACUGAUGUGGUUCAGAGACAUAAAGCACUUUAGUACAUAGUCACUCUUUUUAGUACAAAAAGAUCAUUUGGAAUACCUAAAGAUUGUAGAGUCUUUCCCUGUGUCACUGACAGAUUGGCAGUGAUGGGGAGACAUGGAAAACAAGGAGAAGAAAAUGAUGUAUAAUUUGUAGUUUUUAGUGAUAGUAUUUAAAAUAGAUUCUUGUUUGUGGGGUUGAGCCCUAAACUUGAGUUUAGGAUAGGUACUCAGCUUAAAGAAUAUAGGUUCCUUCUUGUAUCUGUAUUCUUUAGAUCCUAACCUCUGUCUACCAAGCUUUUUGCUCAGUAGGACUCUUGAUAGCAAAUAUGAAUCUCUAGGAGGUAUGUUUGUUAAUCCUAACCAGUAUAAUAAGCAAAUACACUAUAAUAGAUCCAUGUUACUGGAAUCUAUAAACCUUGAGGGAUAGCUUUCUGCUUAAAAAAAGAAAAGAUAUUGUUUUAUUUUAAGACAGAUAUGGGAAGUCAAUAAGCAAAUCCAAAUUAAAAGACAAAAGGAGAUUGCUCUAAUUAAAUGUGUGAGCAGUAGAAGAGACCACAUUUGCCGGUCAACAGAAAUAAUGAAAAGAAGAACUAAGUGUUGUUUAGUGUAUUUUAAACUGUGUUCUUUACCCGAGGGGGAAAGUCCCAAAAAUCGAGGGGAAGGAGAACUAAUCAAAAUCAUGUAUACUAUAUCUUCCUGUUUCUAGCUCCUGAUUCCCCAUAGAUACAUUGUUUAGGAACUAAGAGUUUAACCUGCACUAUCCAUGUGUUAAAAGCUAGUGUCAUGAUAUGAAACCCUUGUUCUUGUUCUUUGGAUCACAGACUACUAAAGCACCUCAAAAAACAGUUAGCAUGUAAAACAGUGGUUUUCACAGCUGGGGUGAGGAUAGUUUUGCUUGGCAUUUGGCAAUGACUGGAAACAUUUUUGGUUGUCACAACCAGGAGGAUGCUAGAGGCAUCUAGUGGUUAGAGGCCAGGGAUGCUGCUAAACAAACUAAAGUAUACAAGAACAGCACGUCCAGCCCCCCAACAAAGAAUUAUCCUGCCCCAAAUGUUGAAAGUGUCGAAGUUGAGAAACCCUGAUGUACAUACCAGCCCCAGUUAUAAAUGAAAAUGGCCAUUUGCAAAGCAGGUUCCUUGCAAAAAGUAAGUUUCAGAGAGUGAUGUAAUGCAUAAUGAGGGUUUUACAAGAGAAGAUACCACUACUUCAAGUCGAGGGUGAAAGGUCUCAACAAAAGCCAGUAACAAUCCUUUCCCUUCCAGCUGCGUAUUGCACCCAAAUCAGUGACUUCCAUUUUAGACACAAAAUGAACUUAAACACGGAGCCUGUUGAACUCAGUCAUCUGUGUGUAUUCUUUCCUCAGAAGUCAAUUCGUAAUUGUGGGAAAAGAAAGGCAUAUUAAAACAAAGUAUCAGCUACUUUAUAGGAAGGCUAAAACUGCCAGGUAUUUCUAAUAUAAGAGCAACGGCAUUAAGCGGAACGAGACAGCUGGGAAACUCCCACCAUCUCUAAUGGACUUGUGCUACUGAGAAACAUGAAUGAUAUCGGUAAUCUGGCCACUUGCAAUUUUUUUCAACGUAUUAAAGCAAAUGCUAAGUACUUUAUUUUUAAAGGUCUAGAAAAUAGUAUUCUUGGAGGCCCUAACUGUGAUGCCUUUCAUGGGAUUCAUAAGGGACUCAGGUAUUUUGUUUUCUGCUAAAAGCUAUGCUCGUUUAGGAACUCUUUUAAAAUACUUUGUUUCUGAAGUUAAGUAGAUCUUGUUUUACUGUAUCAAGGUCCUAUCUGGCAUUCCCUGUAGGAAUAUUUGAAAUUCCAUUAGCUAGUCUGAGAAGAAGUCAAAGCACAAAUAUAGUUGUUAAAGCUUCUCACAUACCCUUAUAAUGAAAGGAAGCAGCUUGCAAGGAAGAACAUGAAUUACUGGCCUCCUCCCCCUGGGAAAUCAACUGCCAAAUCUUGUGCUAUAAACAUAGUCCCCAAGGAUGUGGAUCUAUUAUAAUUUCUUUAUCUUUUAUGAGUGAAGGCAUCUCUUCUACUUGAGCAGGAUCAUGGUAUCUGGACCAGUGGGCUUUUCCUUUGUUUCUUUGUAUUGUGUGGUUGUGAUUUCCUUUUGGCUCAUUUUUGGUCUGUCAGGGUAAUCAGCAGUGCAGAAUAUGAGACAGGUGUUCUUUAAAGAGAAAUCUUGGGAGACUGUGAAACCCAAAGCAAAAUUGUUUGCUUUAUUUUCAGUCUCUUUUUCUUUUUGAAAUGCUACAGAAAAUAAAAUCACCUGAAAAGAAACUACUACUUUAACACUGCUGCACAAGACCUUUGUUUUAUAAGAAAAAUAUUACUAGCUAUGGAAAAGUAUUGUUCUUUAUGUAAAGACUUAAGAGUAGACUAAUAGUUUACAGAGUUAUAUAAAAAUGUGAUGUGAAUUUAUUUCAGACAAGUUGUAAAGGUACCAAAAACCACAGUAGAAGUUAAUAUAUAUAAAAACUACUAGAACAAAAAAGCUUAAAGUGGGGUGAGGUAUGAAAGACCAAAAUUAAAUUUAAAAAAGAAAAUUUUCAAAGGAACCACCUCUAUCAGGGGCAGUUAAAAUAACACUCCAAUUUUUUCUUUCUAAUAAUUGUAUGGAUCAACAAAUGAAAUUUGAACUUUUUAAGAUGACUCUAAAUGUAUUUUGUUUUUUAAAUGCACAACUGAUUCUUCUAUACUGUAAUGUUUCUUUGCUGAGGCUGGAAAAUGACCAGACUGCUAACUUUGUGCCUUUAAAAUGCAUUCUGCUUUGACAGUGGCAGACUUUUUGGUGCUGGAGAAGAUUCACUAGCAGUCUUAUAUGUGCUUUUCAGGAAAUAUCUUUCUACUUAGGCCUUGAGAGAUUCAAAAUGGCAUGAUUUAGGCUUGGACCAAAUAUAAGAUCUUUUACAUUGCAAACAAAGUGUAUUGAAUAAAAGGGUUGAGAAAUAUCAUAAUGACUAAUGGAAGUUUUGAUGAUAAUUCUUUAAAAUGUAUUUAAAAAUAUACAGACUUCGAAAUUUUCAGUAUGACUAUCUUUAAUUUUCCUCAUUUACAAAACAUGUUUCUAACCUGAAGAAUGGUUAAAGACUACUGCCUUAGAAAGUUUUCAAAGGUACAGUCAACCUUACAUAAUUUAUAUAAGAGAUGGAAAUGUUAAUGCACAGGCUGAACUAUAAAAGAAAAAUUAAAACUUAUUUCGUAGUAAAUUGAAUUGGCUUUCACUUGAAGGAGUCUUUAUCUUAUUCCCAGUAGAAGCUACAUUAAAAAGAGGAAACGAUUUCUUUAGAGUAGCUUUCUUUGCUACUUCAGUUCUUAUAUAUGUCAGGUCUGGUGUGUCGUAUUUCUGAGAUGGAGUUGUUAUAAGAUACAUGAAAUCACUGAGAAAAUCAAAUCUGAAUAGUUUAUAGGACAACUAAGCUUGGGUGCAAAAGCCAAGAUGUUCGCCAGAUGCAAACUCGUUGGCCCACAGCAGAAUUCUUGGUCACUGAUUUCAUUUGGGACCAAUAGCAUGAUAUAAAAUCACCUGGUGUCAACCAAGUAUAGGAAUCUAUUGAUUUUUUUUUUAAAUAUGGUGAAUCCUUUUCAUUUGCUUUUUCAGUAUUGUGGCUUACUAUGGUACUAAAUUAACUUAAGGAGGUCACAGUCUAGGAGGAAAAAUGGGCAAACAGUUCCUUUUUUUUUUUUUUUUUUUUGCGGUACGUGGGCCUCUCACUGCUGUGGCCUCUUCUGUUGCGGAGCACAGGCUCCGGACGUGCAGGCCCAGCAGCCAUGGGUCACGGGCCCAGCCGCUUCGCGGCAUGCAGGAUCCUCCCGGACCGGGGCACGAACCUGUGUCCCCUGCAUCGGCAGGCGGACUCCCAACCACUGCGCCACCAGGGGAGCCCCCAAUUACUUAUUUUUAUGGCAUAUCCUGAAUCUGAAAGUUAAGCAAUGAUGUUUUAAAAUGUUAUUUCUUAUGAAGUGAGGGAAAGCAAUUUUGGGUAACCAUUGGCUAUUAUAAAGUAAAAUGUCAUUAACAACAGCAAUUAAAAGUAUCCCCAAAUUGGAGGGAUCCGUGUAGGUCAAGCAGCCUCUCUCUCAGGACUCCCUCUUACAAAACCCAGCCUCUGCUCAAACAGUUCCAGUGAUGGGGGCAUUUAUUCCAUUACAGAGUAUUUUUUCCUGCUUUUUCCUUUAAAGAAAAAAAUAUUUUCUUUUGGUCUAAAUUGUUAAAAUACCCAAAACAUUUGAUAGAAAUUGAAUUCUGUCAACAGUGUUAUUUAUACUAAGAUCAGGAAAAUUUCUUGAGAUCUUAUUGUUUUAUAUGAAGUUUGGCCUUAGUUACAAAUGCACUGUUCAUAUUUAUUUGAAUUUUAACAUUGGUUAAAAUGUCAACGGAAAGCAAUUUGUUAAUUUUUCGUAGUGCCUUUUUCUCUGUAUGCCUUAAUUUCGUUUUAUAUCAAUAAUAAUUCAAGUUACCCACCGAAAUGAAGGUUUUUCCAAAAUCAGUAGGCUUCAAGAGUUGAUUUGGCCUUAGACUGUGUAUUGGCCCUUAAACGUUUCUUAAUGCCUGCUUCUUCCUCCUACCCUUUUCUACCUCUUUUUUUUUUAAUAUGUUAGAAGAGAAACAUUAGCAUUGUUCUGUGAUAGACACAUUGCAGUUUUACUAGACACAAAUUCCUAAGAUAAGGAUAGAAAGAGGUAUUGUAAUUCUAAAGAGACAUAGUGAAUUGUUUUCCCGGUUGAUUACUUGAUUUUCAAUCACACUGGCACUGUCCAAAUUCUUUGUAUGUCGUGGUUCAGUUAUGAUUUUCAAAGCAGAACUAGAAAGGUGGUUUUUGUCCUAAAGAGGUCAGUUAAAUGGUUUACAGAUGUUAAGGCAAUGAGACUUAGGGCAAUGAGCAAGAAAUCCAGGGAUAGCAAAUUCUAAUCCUUACUUUAUGACUAACAUUUUGACUAAAACUCCACCUUACUUUUCUGUGAAGUGUGUGUGUGUGUGCGUGCGUGUGUGUGUGUGUGUGUGUGUUUGGAGUUGGUGCAGGGGUGGGAAGGAAGGAAAGGUGUGAAUGUCCAGUUAGAUUAGUCUCUGUUCUUGGAAGAACAGCUCAAAUGUGUGUGACCUACUGAUGAUGGAAUGCCAGCACAUUUUCCACAAGUAGCUAGUACAAACGGUUGUUUAAUAAAGGUAUUUAUUGUAAAUUUCCAAGCUCUUGGUUGCUAAAAGUAGAUAAAAAUUGAAUUUGUAUGUGUGUAUAAUAGCUUAUAUAUAAUUCUUAAGUAGAAAGUAAUUGGUUUUGCAUAGUUCUUCAUGAGCUCUUUGGAAUAGAAAUUCUGCCAGACAUUAUCAAAACAAGCUUCCUUAGCUUACCAAGUGUUCAAAAGGAAAUUUUACCUCUGUUUUGGUUGGCUAGGGAAGGCGUGCUGUGAAGCCACUGUUCCUACUUCAUAGUCGUCUUUAGCUUUGCUUUAACUUCUGCCACAGUCUGGACAGGAUGCCAUAAUAGGUGUGAAAGUAUCGGGGCCAACCAUCUCUCUGUACUCACCUUUCAGAGCUGUAGAUGGUAGUGAGCUCUCAGGGGAGUCUAGAGAACCUUCUCUAGGUUAUAGUGAGAGCAGAUAUGGUUUCAUUUCAGAAGGUCAAGGGAGGAGUCGCAGCUAUCGUAAAGAAAAGAAUAAAUUUUACCUGUUGCCUGUAUACAGUCUCUUAUGUAAUUCUUCAUAUUUUUCAUAAUUGGGCAUUUUAAUUGACAGUAAUGAUAUUUUUGUUAACAACAGCAAAGGCAUUAAAUCAGUGAGUACUAUUAUUCCCUAUGCCUGAUGACUUCUUGUUUGUAUUUACAAUCUGUAUUAUCAGAAUCACAUUAAACCAAAGCUUUUAUAUUCUCUGCACAUACAGCCAAAAUGAUUAGCACUGUUACUUCUGCCCACCUGUAAGCUAAUAGUGUAAAAAUAAUAAAACAGGUACUAGUAGAAUUUGUAUCUCAAUCUAUCCUUCAAGUUAAAGACAGGUGCUCAGUGUUUGCAUUUAGACAUGCAGGAAUUUACUUCAACUAUUAUGGAACUAUAUAGACAUUAUGAGCUUGAGUUUGUACACGUGCCAAUCUUAUUAAUGUCACUUGACCGUAAACGCAUAUACAUAUACCUUGACAUAUGAUGCCUCAGGUUGGUGGCGUACUUUCUUCCUAAUGUCUUAACAUUUAUGAACUUGUGUUUGACUUGAGGGGCAUUUCAGGAAAGCUGUGAAGAAAAGUAGGUUAUGGACUUUGUGCCAUAGACACUUUGGAACGUAAGGAUGAGUCUGCUCUCCAGCAUACAUGCAGAAUUUGUCCCCAGGUAGGAUUUCUGAGUCCCUUAAUGCCAGUUGAGAACAGUAAAGUUUGUGACUAUACUGAAAAGCACUUUUGUGUUCACUUAUUUAUGUAAGUAACAAUUGGUGACUUUAGCAUUAGCAUUACUUGGAGGGGAGAGAUAAGUAACAAAAUUACAUCCUAACUCUAUUAGAUACUUAGGCUCCAAAAUGGAUUUGUCAUGUUCUCAUUUUUUGCAAAGAAUUUUUUCCACCUGGAAUAAGAAGAGAGAACUAGUGGAAACAUUUGAGCUGGAAAGGUUUAUGGGCCAAAAAAAAAAAAAAAGUGGGCCAAACCCUUGCAAUAUACCCUGUUCAAGUGAAACUACAGUGUCUAACGAUAAGAAUACUUUAAAAACAAACAAUUGUUUUUAAUACAAUCUUAAUUAGUAAGUAAAAGGUUUACAUUUUUUCUAUUGCUGUUGGUUUUAAAAUUUGCUACCCUGCAUUCUGAAACAUUGUAAAAGAGUUAAUACCAAAAAUACUUUUAAUGUCUGACAUCUCUUACAUUUCACAUGGUUCUUUUUAUUCAAAUAUCAUUGUAAAUAAAAGUAAACUUGGAUAAAUCUGAGAAUAAACUUUUAAUUGUUGCAAACUAUGAUUAUCAAUUUGUAAAUUUACCCUUUGACCUAAUGUACAUUUUUAAAUGUAGCCAUUAAAUUCUCUAUAUUUAAUCCAUUAGUUUCUCUCUGUAAACGUUUUUAAUCUCAGUUGAAUGCUGGGCAGUUUAUAAUUAUGUACAAAGGUGUUCUUUUCCUAUCAAGGUUGACUUUUUUGCACAUUUUGGAAAUGUUUAAUUUGUACACUGAUUUACUACUCUGACCAAUAAUUGUUGAUGGGUGUAUGAGCAUCAUGAAUGCGUGCAUUGAACUACUGUCUGUGUCUCUGUGUUUAAACUUCUUUCAAGAUGUAGCCGUCAGUAACUGCACUGCUAUUACUGACUUAAAUGGACUUUCUUGCUUUUACAAAGUAUACAUAUCUAUGGUUCUAUCUUUGUUGAAGAACUCAGGAGUUCGACAUCACUUUCUGAUUUUAUAUGUAUUCUGAAAUCCAUGACUAAGUGGAAAGUAUGCUUGUAACUCUGUGUCAGGGGAUGUGUGUGUGGAGAUGUCUUUGUCUGUAGGUACUUGUAUAUAUCCCAGUAAUUUCUUAUUUUCAUUUCUACAUUUUUAUGAACUUGUUUUAUAAGGGUACUGUUUCGUUAGAAUAAUUAAAUAUAUAUAAAGCUUUCUGAGAGAUUAUUUACUAUAUGAAUAUAUUUUCAGCUGGCUGAUCAAAAAUAUUUUUUUAGUUUUGUUUUUAACCAUUCAAAAUGUAUUUGUAUUUCCACAAUUGGAUGCAGAUUUACUUAGAUAUCUAUCAAUUAAAAUACUCUUGCAAAGAACAACAUUGAAUUCUCUCUGAGAAUUCUAUGAAAUGCAAAUUAAGAGAAAAAAAUAGGUUUUAAGCAGUAGCAAAAACACUGUCCACUAAAACAGUCUUUGAAUUCUCAGAACUAUGAAAAAAUGUGAGAAACUAAAUUAAUUUGAAGAGAUGUCAAAGGUUUUUAUAUCUCCAGUUGCUGUUGGCCUGGCCUACUGUUGUUUUUGAAUAUUUCCUUUAUUCUUCCCCAAAGAUUUCAACUUUCAGUUUUUUUCUUACUGGGCAAGGUCAGACCUCAUUCAUAAAACAAUAUAUUGACAAAUUCUGAUUCUCUGUAAUUGACUAUAAAUUGGUUUAGAAAUGUCCAAACAUACAUUGUGUCUUUAUACCGUACUGUGUAUUUUAAGUAACUGGCAGAAAAAGAAUUGGGAAUUAAAGUUCCAAUCUGGCAAUGUUGUUGUGCUUAAGGAAAACCUUGUUUUUAAUAUGCGGUACCAUGUAAAAUUACUUACGUUAGGAAUAAAGUCCACUGUUGAAGUUGAAUGUCACUAAGCUUAUUAUGUUACAAGGAGCCGAUAUGAUUAGAAAAACCUACCAGAAGCCAGAUACAGUGUGGUGUGUGCCACAUUUCAUGCACAUUUUGACUUUGUGUUCAUUCAAAAUUGUGCUUGUAAAAAUGUAUAAAAUUUCUGAGUUUUACAGAUUUUAUGUACUUGUUUUUUCUUGCUGGUAAAUAGCCUUUUUUUUUUUUAAUCUAAUGUGAAAGAAACCAUGUUUAUAUUUUGUUAGUGAUCAAUGACUUUGUUUAUAUGGAAAUUUGUAUAUUGUUGGCACCCAUCUUUGUUUAGAUUUAUCGUGCAUGAAGGCCUGCAAUAAUUAGCACAAUGAAAAUUGCUUUUUCUUACAUGUUAGUUCAUUUUUUGAAAGAUUGUGGUGCAAAGGCUUACUCUAAGUAACCUUCUGGACUAUGGAAUGAAUAUAAAUGAAUGGCACUUUGAGUGUUAAUAAAGCUGAUAUUUAUUUCCACUGUGA